GUUUCUUGGAAUAUAUCACUGUUAUUCAAUGGUGGAAAUUAUUAGUGUCAUCAAACUCUUAAUUAUUCUCUUCUCUGUCUGUUUAUCUUCCAAACAAUUGUUAGCAAUCGGUAGAAAUAAUACAGACUACAAAUCACUCAUUGCGUUCAAGAAGCAGUUUCUAAAGCAAAGCGAUGUGAAUUCUUCUACCAUUUUCUCGAGCUCAUGGAAUGCCACUAACCACUUUUGCUCAUGGGAAGGGGUCACAUGUGGCUACAAGCACCGCGAUAGAGUCACAGCUCUGGAUCUCCGUUCUGUCGGUUUGGCCGGUCCUCUUCCUCCUUCCAUAUUGAAUCUCACCUUCUUGAGAAGGCUUGAUCUCAGCUUCAAUAGGCUCUAUGGUGAGAUCCCUCCAAUUUUGGCUUGCUUACCACGACUACAACAUCUUAACUUGAGCUUUAACUCAUUUGAUGGAGACAUUGAUGCUAUUCUGACGAUGAACCAUAGCUCUGUUCUCCAAGUUUUGGACCUUGAUAGCAACCAUAUGAUCACAGGAAAAAUACCUCUUGUUAUCAACUCCUUUUCGCCACUCAAAUACCUCAGUCUCUCUAAUAACGACAUCGUUGGCACCAUCCCACCUUCACUUACCAAUCUAUCCGUCUUGGAAAGUUUUUAUGCCUUCUCUAACCAUCUGGAGGGAGGCAUCCCACCAGAGAUUGGUGUUCUUCAUAAUUUAAAAGACUUUAAUGUGGCUGAUAAUAAACUUACAGAAGCUUUGGAGUAUCUUCACCAUAGUUGCCAACCACCAAUCAUUCAUGGUGACAUAAAGCCAAGUAACAUUCUAUUGGACAAUAGCAUUAUUGCACAUGUGGGUGAUUUUGGACUCUCAAGAAUGCUUUUUGAAAAUUUGAACAUAUGUUUUCAAGAUUCUUUCAACCAAAGUGGCAUUAAAGGAACUAUUGGCUAUAUUGCCCCAGAGUAUGGUGAAUUAGCUCCCUUGUCUCCAUCUGCGGAUGUUUAUAGUUUUGGAAUAGUAUUACUAGAGAUGCUUAUUGGAAGAAGGCCUACCGAUGACGUUUUCAGUGAUAACUUAACUCUACAUAAUCACAUUAAAAUGAUAUUGCCUCAUGGAAUCAAAUACAUAGUAGAUCUUAAAAUGUUUAGAAAAGAGCAAAGAGAAGCUAGCGAAGGGGGUGGAGAAAACCCAAGAUGGUUUAGUUGCCAAAGCACCAACAAAUGCUUACUUUCCCUUGCAGAAUUGGGUCUCUCUUGCUCAGUUCCAUCCCCAAAAGAAAGGCCUUCCAUGGAAGAGGUUACUGCAAAAUUAAAUGCAAUUCGAGCUUCUUACGUACCUUCAAUCUGAUCAAAAUGAUAUGUUCUUGAAGAAAAGCUAUUAUGUGGAAGCAACAACUUUUAGUUGUUUGUGUUUUUAAUAUUGGUUUCAAUAUGUGAUGAAGUAUGUGUAGGAAGAUAGAUGAUGAUAUACAAA
Messenger RNA from Phalaenopsis equestris, 1468 nucleotides. RefSeq names its product receptor kinase-like protein Xa21. Bases 29 to 1342 code for a protein of 437 amino acids. Gene Ontology annotation, molecular function: protein kinase activity; ATP binding; protein binding. The transcript is spliced from 3 exons. Lineage: Eukaryota; Viridiplantae; Streptophyta; Magnoliopsida; Asparagales; Orchidaceae. Gene Ontology annotation, biological process: protein phosphorylation. The record is from RefSeq and is a predicted model, not a curated record.